AUGGCAACGAUGCUAGCCACCCCUUUGAAACGUGCUGCUUUGGAGACUCCCUCGCGAUUGCCUCCGACAUUCCUCAUACCAUGGAUAGCCAGCCUCAGCUUGAGCACGACAGCGACGGCGACAGCGACAUCACCCGAGACGACUCCUCACAUCAAGCGCGUCACGAGCAGUAGACAUACACCGCAGAAGGCACCACCACAGAAGAAGCCAUUGGGGCGGAGGGGUCUGUCGCUGGCAUCGCAAGACGCAGAUAAUGCCUCUCCAACACCACUGCCACCUCCAUCGUCGCAGACACCCGGCCCAGCUCCAGCAUCCUCACCGUUGCACCUCUCUCCUCAGUUGCGAGAACUACUUCCAGUCCUGAGAGCGCAGGGUCCACAUUAUGUCACUGUCCACAUACAUGGCAAUCCCUACCUGGUGACCGAGGGCGACACACUACGCCUACCCUUCCUGAUGCACGAUGUUGAGCCCGGCGACGUCCUGCGUCUGAACAGAGCCAUCAACUUGGGAAGCAGAGAGUUCACCCUCAAAGCUCCCGCAGCAGCACCGAAGCUGAAGAGUCCCACCACUACGACUGUCGAGGUGCUGGACCCGACAACAGGCUCCCUCGCCAGCCAUUCGCGAGUUAUGCCCACCGGCCCAUUGGCAGCGACACCCACGGCGAUCCACGCGCCACACUUUGUCCCACACAUCGCCAAGGGCAAGUUCUCAUACAUUGACGACAGGCUUUUUGUCUGCAGGGCAGUGGUCAUGGGCGUGGAAAGCGAACCUCUGCGGAUCAAGGAAAAGACGAAGCGAAGGAACAGGCAUGUGAGGAAAGUGAAGAGCAAGCAUCGAUAUACCAUCUUGAAGAUCAAGGAGCUGCGGAUAAAGAGUCUCGAGGAGCUUCAGAGUGAGAAGGACAAGGCGGCGUCCACAUCGACGGAAGCUCUGCAGUCACAAUUGACACAAAUGUUCACGAAAUAG
This is a messenger RNA of Fulvia fulva, 966 nucleotides long. RefSeq lists its product as uncharacterized. Lineage: Eukaryota; Fungi; Ascomycota; Dothideomycetes; Mycosphaerellales; Mycosphaerellaceae. Bases 1 to 966 code for a protein of 321 amino acids. The transcript has a single exon. The record is from RefSeq and is a predicted model, not a curated record. Gene Ontology annotation, cellular component: mitochondrial large ribosomal subunit. Gene Ontology annotation, molecular function: structural constituent of ribosome.